CCCGUAGCUAGUGUUAGCAACCAGGCUAGCCAGCUAACGCAAGCUGGCUAGCUAAUACACUGUAGGCCUUGAAUAGCUUGUUUAGACUUACGAUAGAGGUAUUGUAAUGUUAAUUAUGGUGAUGCUAUCUGCCUGUAUUGCUUAUCCAAACAGCUAACUUUGAGCACUCUUAUUUUCAGUGACAGUUUUACUAACGAUUGAGCAGCUUCGGUUCACUGCUGAUUAGUUAAGCUCCGCGGUUAGCCAGUCGGUUGAACUAAUUUCGCUGACAGAAGGCUAACAUAAGUUACUAGCUGACUGUAGCUAGUAAUGUCUCUAUCCACCGAUAUACUUGAAACACCUCCUGGAUAUCCGUUUGAGGAAAUCAACUAUGAGGAUAUUGAAGUUGAGGAGGUGGUGGGGAGAGGAGCUUUUGGUGUUGUUUGCAAAGCCAAAUGGAAAGGCAAAGAUGUUGCAAUCAAGACCAUUGAGAGUGAAUCAGAGAGGAAAGCCUUUAUUGUUGAGCUCCGGCAGCUUUCACGUGUGAAUCACCCCAACAUUGUGAAGUUGUAUGGCUCUUGUAAUAAUCCAGUCUGCCUUGUGAUGGAAUAUGCUGAAGGCGGAUCAUUGUACAAUGUGCUGCAUGGUGCUGAACCCCUCCCCUAUUACACUGCUUCCCAUGCCAUGAGCUGGUGUUUUCAGUGUUCCCAGGGUGUGGCCUAUCUCCAUGGCAUGAAACCAAAGGCUCUCAUUCACAGGGACCUCAAGCCACCCAAUCUGUUACUAGUUGCAGGCGGCACUGUGCUGAAGAUAUGUGACUUUGGAACAGCAUGCGACAUUCAGACACACAUGACCAACAACAAAGGAAGUGCAGCAUGGAUGGCCCCAGAGGUAUUUGAAGGCAACAAUUACAGCGAGAAGUGUGAUGUGUUCAGCUGGGGGAUCAUUCUCUGGGAGGUGAUCACUCGCAGGAAGCCCUUUGAUGAAAUUGGAGGACCAGCUUUUCGCAUUAUGUGGGCUGUGCACAACGGCACAAGGCCCCCUUUAAUCAAAAAUUUACCCAAGCCCAUUGAGAGUCUGAUGACUCGCUGCUGGUCUAAAGACCCCUCUCAGAGACCUUCCAUGGAGGAGAUAGUGAAGAUCAUGACUCAUCUAAUGAAGUACUUCCCAGGAUAUGAUGAACCCCUACAAUAUCCAUACCAGUAUUCAGAUGAGGGACAGAGUAACUCUGCAACUAGUACAGGUUCAUAUGUGGACUACACCGGCACCAGCACAAGCAACAAGAGCGACGCAAACAUGGAGCACAGUUAUUCUCAAGGGAGCAAUGACACUAUCAAGAUUACGCCUCAGUUUGCUCCUUACUUCAAGCCAAAGGCAGACCCACUGAGGACUCUGCCUCUGUCUAGGGGAGGCAGUGUUGAGAGUCUACCUGCACGAACACAGUGCCUGGCAUCAUCUGACAGCAAAAGAAUGAGUGCUGACUUGUCGGAGCUGGAGCCCAAGAUGCCAUUUGCACCUGCAGCACGUCCGCAGUAUAAACGAGGCCACCGUAAAACAGCAUCAUUUGGCACCAUUCUGGAUGUCCCCAAGAUCGUCGUUACAGCCACAUGUGAACCUCAGAGACGUCGAUCUGUGCAGGAUCUGCCAGGCAUCGGCACAGAGUCCAGCCAGGGGAGCAAGAACAGCAGCCGGUCCUCCAGUCCCAGUGUGAGAAUGAUGCCACCUGAUAAGACGAGUGGCAGAGGUUACUUCUCCCCUGAUGACCCCACAGACACCAACGGCUCAGACAACUCCAUUCCCAUGGCUUAUCUCACCCUGGAUCACCAGCUCCAGCCUCUCGCUCCCUGUCCGAACUCCAAAGAGUCCAUGGCCGUUUUUGAGCAGCACUGCAAGAUGGCCCAAGAAUACCUGAAAGUGCAAACAGAGAUAGCCCUGCUGAUCCAGAGAAAGAAGGAGCUCAUCGCUGAACUGGACCAAGAUGAGAAGGACCAGCAGAACACGUCCCGUCUGGUGCAGGAGCACAAAAAGCUGUUGGAGGAGAACAAGAGUCUGUCCACAUACUACCAGAAGUGCAAAAAACAGCUGGAGCUGAUUCGGGUUCAGCAACAGAAGAGACAGGGCACGUCGUGAUGAGACAGAGACAUAUAAACUGUUACCAUCCCCUCCCUGCCCUCCCCCCCAUCCUCCUCCUCCUCCUCCUCCUCCUCCCUGCACUAUAACACUACCCACUCUCAUGCUCUGCACACACACACUGUUCCCAGUCCAGCUUUGUGAAGAGACCUGCAUUCUACUGUGUCCUGCAUGUUGCAUUGAAGACCCUUCUGUCCAGACUUCUGUCAAGCAGGAAGAUAACGUCCUCUGUUCAUACUUUUGCACAUCCUCACAGUGUAUGCUGUGACCACAGACCAAACAAUCACUGCAGCCCAUCCUGAUCACCCUGCACCCUGCUGCUGUGCUCCAGGAUGGACCAGCUGCGAUUUUGUCCUUCCGAUACGCUGGCAGGCCGAUGAGUGUGGGUCACGUGUUUCUGUGUGUUUGCUCUCAGGGCCUCUGGGCUGCCUGGUCAGUGUGUGUCUACUCUUCAGCAGCUGACAGCCACACCGUCCUCCAGAAUGUGAAAACCAAGAUAAAGGCUUUUCAGGUGUGAAUAAUAUGCAGAAUUUGAGAUCACGGAGGAUGUUUGAAAUCUGUUUGAAAGUGCGUGCGUGGAAUCCCCGGUAUGCAAACCACACAUCCCUUAGAUCAAUGUAUUUAUCUCCAACAUCUCCCUUUUCUAACGGUGAGCAUGAGCCCUUCCACAGACCACCAUACCUGUUUACUUUUUCAUGGUGUUUGAUGCGUCCAGUGAAGAGAGGGAUGUGCUUCAUGUCAGACAUCACAAAAAAAGGAAUAGUGCAGGGUUUGUGCAAACUUGGAUGUAGAGUUAAUAAUCUGCUCCUCAUGCUUUAUAAACAAAGUACACACCUAGACUUCAGUAUUGUUUUCGUGUGUAGAUGUUUUGUCUUUUCUAUUCUGUAGUUCACUUUGUAUGAUAGCUCUCGUGUCAUUUUCGCAUUAGGACAUAUUUUAUCUGAUCUGGGAAUGCCCUUGCGGACAAAAUAGAGGAGGCUGUACCUCCCUAUACAGUAUCUAGUUUGUUUUUAGUUCACAUGUUGCCUUAGAAGUUGCCUGCAUUAUAAGUGCUUGUUUUAUGUGAAAUUUAGUGGGGAUAAAAGCUAAAAAAAGAAUAUUUUUAAUCUAAUGAACAUUGAAUGAAAUUCUUUCCGGAGAGGAGUGAGAAGGAUCUAUGUCAGUAAGCUGAAAAUGUAAAUGUUUCCUGCCAGCUUUACAACUGUACAUCCAAAACAUGACAUGUACUCUAAAAGAAUGUGAUUUUUUUUUCUGGUCUCAUAUCCCUGAAGUACUUUUGCACAAUCACUUUGUUUUCUCUGGUCAUGGACAAGUUUUAUUUCUCAUUUAAGCAAUUCUGAUUUUAAAAGUGCAAGACUUGAUGAGUCUAACUUUUAAUUGUGUUACUGUAGAGGAGUGAAUCUUAACUGGGUUCUCUUCAAGAUAUUUCUGUUCACAAAGAAUUAUUUACCACUCUCACACCACACUUAAUGAAGUGUUCCCUAAGUUAUUGGGAACUGAGGUACAGUAUGACAGUGAGGAAGGCAUUAUGAAAUAAACUGAACGGUGAAAAGAU
Molecule: messenger RNA, 3664 nt
Organism: Centropristis striata (black sea bass)
Lineage: Eukaryota; Metazoa; Chordata; Actinopteri; Perciformes; Serranidae
Gene: map3k7
Product: mitogen-activated protein kinase kinase kinase 7
Exons: 18
Coding region: 310-2109 (599 amino acids)
Biological process (GO): JNK cascade; protein phosphorylation; positive regulation of canonical NF-kappaB signal transduction
Molecular function (GO): MAP kinase kinase kinase activity; ATP binding; magnesium ion binding
Source: RefSeq, a predicted model, not a curated record